AUGCCGUCACUGAAGGGUACCUACCACCAUGGAUUACCACCUCUCACCUACCAUCACCUCCUCGCCGUCCACGAAGUCGGGCACACGGCCUACCACGAGUGUGUGUGCAAAUACCACCAUGACGCCGACGACAGUGAUUACCACCAUGGAUUAUCACAUCUCACCUACCAUGGCCAUGGUACCCUUAUGUGUAGCAUUCAUGGCCUUCUCCGUAUCCGUGAUCCUGACCCCUGUUCUUUCGUGUUGCAGACGAAGGGUACGGGCAGCUUCGGAAAGCGCCGGAACAAGACGCACACGCUCUGCAUCCGCUGCGGCCGACGCAGCUUCCACCUGCAGAAGAGCACCUGCUCCUCCUGCGGCUACCCCGCCGCUCGCAUCCGCAAGUACAACUGGAGUGUGAAGGCUAUCAGGCGCAAGACCACGGGAACUGGAAGGAUGAGGUACAUGCGCCACGUGCCUCGCAGGUUCAAGAGCAACUUCAGAGAAGGUACCGAAGCUGCCCCCAGGAAGACAGCUGCCGCCAACUAGGUCUGAUUUUGCCAUCAGGAAUCCCGUGAAGUUUGAAUUUGAAGACUUUUACUUUGAUGAUUGUACCGUCGAAGCUAUUGUUGCUAUAGCAUUCAGUAUGGAUCUGAUAUGUUUUGUUGCAUGAUGUUGAAAUUUGACCUCUAAAUCUUGAGCAAGAGCAAAUUUGUGCGAGUUUAUGUG
Messenger RNA from Lolium rigidum, 708 nucleotides. Its product is annotated as 60S ribosomal protein L37-3-like. The transcript is spliced from 4 exons. Gene Ontology annotation, cellular component: cytosolic large ribosomal subunit; ribosome. Gene Ontology annotation, molecular function: structural constituent of ribosome; RNA binding. The coding region runs from base 1 to 528 and encodes 175 amino acids. Gene Ontology annotation, biological process: translation. Lineage: Eukaryota; Viridiplantae; Streptophyta; Magnoliopsida; Poales; Poaceae. The record is from RefSeq and is a predicted model, not a curated record.